UAAAAAAAAAAAAAGGAAAAAAAAAAAACUAUGAGCUGCUGCUAAAAAAAAAAAAAAAAGCAAAUACAGAACAGCAGCGGCGGACUUGUCCCCGGCUGGAGCCCAGCGCCCCGCCUGGAGUGGAUGAGCCUCUCCAUGAGAGAUCCGGUCAUUCCUGGGACAAGCAUGGCCUACCAUCCGUUCCUACCUCACCGGGCGCCGGACUUCGCCAUGAGCGCAGUGCUGGGUCACCAGCCACCCUUCUUCCCCGCGCUGACGCUGCCUCCCAACGGCGCCGCGGCGCUCUCGCUGCCGGGAGCCCUGGCCAAGCCGAUCAUGGAUCAAUUGGUGGGGGCGGCCGAGACCGGCAUCCCUUUCUCGUCCCUGGGGCCCCAGGCGCAUCUGAGGCCUCUGAAAACCAUGGAGCCCGAAGAAGAGGUGGAGGACGACCCCAAGGUGCACCUGGAGGCUAAGGAACUUUGGGAUCAGUUCCACAAGCGGGGCACAGAGAUGGUCAUUACCAAGUCGGGAAGGCGAAUGUUUCCUCCAUUUAAAGUAAGAUGUUCUGGACUGGAUAAAAAAGCCAAAUACAUUUUAUUGAUGGACAUUAUAGCUGCCGAUGACUGUCGAUAUAAAUUCCACAAUUCUCGGUGGAUGGUGGCGGGUAAGGCCGACCCUGAAAUGCCAAAGAGAAUGUAUAUUCACCCAGACAGCCCUGCCACCGGCGAACAGUGGAUGUCCAAAGUCGUCACUUUCCACAAAUUGAAACUCACCAACAACAUUUCGGACAAACAUGGAUUUACUUUGGCCUUCCCAAGUGAUCACGCAACGUGGCAGGGGAAUUAUAGUUUUGGUUCCCAGACCAUACUGAACUCCAUGCACAAAUACCAGCCCCGGUUCCACAUUGUAAGAGCCAACGAUAUCUUGAAACUUCCUUAUAGUACAUUUCGGACGUACUUGUUCCCCGAAACCGAGUUCAUCGCUGUAACUGCAUACCAGAACGAUAAGAUAACUCAGUUAAAAAUAGACAACAAUCCUUUUGCAAAAGGGUUCCGGGACACUGGAAAUGGCAGAAGAGAGAAAAGAAAACAGCUCACCCUGCAGUCCGUGAGAGUAUUUGAUGAAAGACACAAGAAGGAGAAUGGGACCUCCGAUGAGUCUUCAAGUGAACAGGCAGCCUUCAACUGCUUCGCCCAGGCCUCCUCUCCAGCGGUGUCCACUGUGGGGACCUCAAACCUCAAAGAUCUGUGUCCCAGCGAGGGAGAGAGUGACGCUGAGGCCGAAAGCAAAGAGGAGCAGGGCCCGGAGGCCGGUGACGCGGCCAAGAUCUCUACCACCACCUCGGAGGAGCCGAGCCGCGACAAGCAUAGCCCGGCGGUCAAGGCGCACCUCUUUGCGGCAGAGCCCAGUGGCCGGCCUCGGGACAGCGGACGGCUGGACAAGGCAUCGCCUGACUCGCGUCACAGCCCGGCCACCAUCUCCUCUAGUACCCGCAGCCUGGGCGCGGAGGAGCGCCGAAGCCCGGGCCGCGAGGGCAUAGCCACGUCCAAGGUCGAGGAAGUACGCGCACUGCCGGGCAAGGAAGCCUUCGCGCCGCUCACGGUGCAGACCGAUGCGGCUGCGCACCUGGCCCAGGGCCCCCUGCCUGGCCUGGGUUUCGCCCCCAGCUUGGCUGGUCAGCAGUUCUUCAACGGGCACCCGCUUUUCCUGCACCCCAGCCAGUUUGCCAUGGGGGGUGCCUUCUCUAGCGUGGCAGCCGGCAUGGGGCCGCUGCUGGCCACAGUGUCCGGGGCCUCCACGGGUGUCUCGGGUCUGGAUUCCACUGUCAUGGCCUCUGCUGCUGCUGCACAGGGACUGUCGGGGGCGUCUGCGGCCACCCUGCCCUUCCACCUCCAGCAUCACGUCCUGGCCUCUCAGGGCCUGGCCAUGUCGCCUUUCGGAAGCCUUUUUCCUUACCCCUACACGUACAUGGCAGCUGCUGCCGCCGCCUCUGCUGCAGCCGCCUCCAGCUCUGUGCACCGCCACCCCUUCCUGAAUCUGAACACCAUGCGACCCAGGCUGCGUUACAGCCCCUACUCCAUCCCGGUGCCGGUCCCCGACAGCAGCAGCCUUCUCACCACCGCGCUGCCAUCCAUGGCAGCCACCAUGGGGCCCCUGGACGCCAAAGCCACUGCCCUGGCCGCCAGCCCAGCCUCCGUGGCUGUAAACGCCCCCACCCUCUCUGCCACUCCCUCCGCCAGCGCGUCGACCUUGUCCCCCAAACUCUGCUCUGACAAAGAGGCAGCCACCAGCGAACUGCAGAGUAUCCAGCGGUUGGUCAGCGGCCUGGAAGCCAAGCCGGACAGGUCCCGCAGUGCAUCCCCAUAAGUCCCUCCCCAGAGAUGUCUCUUCAUUCCAGUCCAGUCCAGUCUGCAGUGCACUUUGUAUGAUGUAAAAUAAACCGCAGGCCCCUGUCGGGGUUAAGCCCUUCCUUCGGCAUCCCGGCUAGGAAGGGGUGCAGGACUCCCUCAAGAGAAGAUGCAAGAAUGUUCUAGAGACAGGCCCUGUUGUCUUGGCGUGGUUUAUAUAUCCAGGGUCUGGCCCAGAUCUGGGGGAGGGGGGCUCAGAAACUUCUGCCACAUGGAGCUACUAGGGGCAGGAGUCAAUUCACUUAAUGUCCAGAGUAACUUCCAGCAAGGCUGGUCUGGAGAAAAGGGUACUAAACCCACCAGGAGGGGAGGUGUUGAAAGCAUUUCCCUCAGACGGAAUUUCUGUAUAUAUUUUCCUUCGCCGUGUCAAGUGGAAAUGAAAACAAAUGCCACUUUUUAAAACUAAGGGAGACAAAGGAAUCACAUUGAACACGGUUCUGUUUGUGAAGAUUCACCCCACUUCAGAGUGACUGGCCUAUCAGUUCUCCAUGGAUCUCUGAGCAGAUUGUUUGGGAAGGGAAAUCCCCGCCACAUUUGUUUAGUCUCUAUUAAGGAAAUCUGUGUCUUUUUAAUAUUCUUGUGAUGUGUUAAGAGCCGCUGUAGGUCUCUUCUUGCAUGAUUCCACAGUCAUGUAUUUGUGGUUUUUUUUUUUUUUUUAAAUUUCAAACGCUUGCUUUUAGAGAGGAAAAAUAAAAAUCAUAACCCCACACCUUUUCUCCAAUCCUGAGCCCUCGAAUGAGAAAGACCAAUGGAGGAGGAUCUUGAACGGAAGGGGUAGAGAAAGCGCCCCCCCCCCAAAAAAAAGAAUUUAUUUGAUCUAAACUCUGCAGCAGAACUCACAUCUGCCCUCUUUGACAGUCCUUUCUCUGUCCUGUAUAUGCAAUAACAAGGUUUUAAAAAAAAUAAUAAAGAAGCGAGACUAUUAGACAAAGUAUUUAUGUAAUUAUUUGAUAACUCUUGUAAAUAGGUGGAAUAUGAAUGCUCAGAAAAUUAAACUUUAAUUUAUUGACAUUGUACAUAGCUCUAUGUAAAUAGAAUUGCAACUGUCAGGUUUUGUGUUCUCUCUCUCCUCUUCUUCUUCUUUUAUUCUUUUGUCAGUUUUAUUUCCAGGUCCCAGAAUUGCUGUUAGCAUGAGAAAACUCAUUUUCUGCACCAACACCAAACACACUUUACAAAAGAGUGGUCUGCAAACUUGUUUGGUUUUUGUUUUUUUUUUAAAUAUUCCAAAUGGAGAGGGUCCUAUUUUCUCUUUAAACCCAAAGUGGGUGCCACUUUCCAGCUCCACUGCAAAUUCCUUAAACUCUUAACUGGUUCUGAGCUUGCUGUAGAGCAGUGUGGAGGCUGUGUAUUAGACUAAUUUUUCUUUUGCAUUUGUACCCUGAUUUUCUCAAAACAAAGUGAGAUUUACUAGUGUUGUCAAUAAUCAAUGGUGUUUCCAACUGGUGCCUGCAGAGAGAGAGAGUUCAAAGGUCAGGUGCUGAGAG
Molecule: messenger RNA, 3871 nt
Organism: Tupaia belangeri chinensis (Chinese tree shrew)
Lineage: Eukaryota; Metazoa; Chordata; Mammalia; Scandentia; Tupaiidae
Gene: TBX3
Product: T-box transcription factor 3
Biological process (GO): positive regulation of DNA-templated transcription; regulation of transcription by RNA polymerase II; cell fate specification
Cellular component (GO): chromatin; nucleus
Molecular function (GO): RNA polymerase II cis-regulatory region sequence-specific DNA binding; DNA-binding transcription factor activity, RNA polymerase II-specific
Source: RefSeq, a predicted model, not a curated record